Messenger RNA from Sinocyclocheilus anshuiensis, 3361 nucleotides. Its product is annotated as anoctamin-9-like. Gene Ontology annotation, molecular function: chloride channel activity. Gene Ontology annotation, biological process: chloride transmembrane transport. Lineage: Eukaryota; Metazoa; Chordata; Actinopteri; Cypriniformes; Cyprinidae. The record is from RefSeq and is a predicted model, not a curated record. The coding region runs from base 214 to 2574 and encodes 786 amino acids. Gene Ontology annotation, cellular component: plasma membrane. The transcript has 24 exons.
GGUAAAUGGCAUGAGCACACCGUCGUGCUUGCGGAUUUCUUAAACAUGAGUCGGGAAAUGCGGAAGUUCACACUGCUUUCGAUCGGUCUCUAGUUAGUUUUAAUUUCUCGCAUUAGUUAGAGCUGGUCUUCGGCUAUGUGAGGAUAAAAGAAGAGACACUGACGUCAGUCUGCCUGAACUUAACAGAACUGCUUUGAAAACUUUGAUCUGAGGAUGUUCUUCACUGAUCGAGAGGAUGAUGUGGCUCUGUAUGAGCUGGACAAUGGAAAUGAGCCUUUACUUCCCUCACAGCGUAACUUAUAUUUUCCUCGGUUAUAUGACUAUGUCCUGGUGGCUCAAAAAAUGGAGGAUAUGGAGGACCAAAUCUUCAAGAAGCAGGAUGCCUUUAUCUGCGAACUGAAACAGAAGAACAUUAAAGUGACUAAAAUUGAACAUGCUGGAAAGGUGUUCUUCGGUGUCUGUGCACCUGAGGAGAUUUUUGCAAAGUACAAGUACUUGCUAAAGGUGUCUGAUGCCUGUAACUGGAGCGGAGAGCAAAAGUGUGACUUGACUGUCUCAUUCUGCACCAGAAUCCGGAUUGUCCACUUUGUCUUGAACAAUACGUUUAUAGGAUCAGGAGAGGGCCUUAGAGACCUGCUGUGUCAAGGUGCUUUUGAGUCCAUCUUCUGUCUGCAUGAGAAAAAAGAGCAGAAAAAACUAAGGAAGAAGUGGGCAAGCUGGUUUGCAGUAAUGAAGCUUUUUCAACAGCCUGUGACUGAUAUCAAGGACUAUUUCGGGGAGAAAGUGGCACUGUAUUACCUGUGGCUGGGCUGGUACACGCGCAUGCUCGUCCCUGCAGCUGUUAUUGGUAUUGUUGUGUUCUUGUAUGGCCUUGCCUUCUUCAAUACAAGUCCGCUCAUUCAUGAAGUCUGUGACUCCAACAUCACCAUGUGUCCAAGAUGUGACAUAAGAUGCAGCAUGUGGAACCUGUCUGACACCUGUACAAAUGCCAAGGUGAGCCAACUAUUUGACAAUGAAGGGACAGUGGCUUUUGCCAUGUUCAUGGCAAUUUGGGCAACCCUGUUCUUGGAGCUGUGGAAGAGACAUCGAGCUCUGCAUGUGUCAAAGUGGAAAGUGUUUGACUGGUGCGAGGAGGAGGAAGAAUUGAUUUUGGAGAUUGUAAAUAACCCUCAGUGUAAGCCAAAAGAGUUCAGACAUUCCUACCUGCGCAGCAUCGUGGUGCUUCUUUUGGUUACAUUAGUGUUGGUGGUGAUCAUAGGUCUGGCCCAUGCUCUGGUCAUCUGCCGUGUUUUAACUGCAAUAUUGUUGUCCCAAAGUGAGUGGGACUUUUUCCGUGAUCAUGCUACCACAAUAGCCAUGUUAUCUGGAGCAGUGCUGCACUACAUUACUAUUCAGGUUAUGACUCGGGUCAACAAAAUUGUGGCAUUUAAACUGUGUGAGUUUGAAAAGACCCGCUCUUUUGCAGCCACAGAGAAGCACUUCACAGUGAAGAUGUUCACAUUUCAAUUCUUUACUCUCUUCUCAUCUCUAUUUUAUGUGGCGUUCUUUCUAGGAAGGAUCAAUGGCUAUCCAGGAAACUAUGUUCGAAUUGCAGGAAAAUGGAGACUAGAAGAGUGUCAUCCAAGUGGCUGCCUUACAGACCUCUUCAUCCAGAUGGCUGUUAUUCUGGUGCUCAAACAAACAAUCAACAACAUAUUUGAGUUCACAGUGCCCUGGUUAAAGCUCUGUUUUAGGCGGACGAAAGCCAAGAAGAUGCGCAGAAAGUGUGGUAACUGUUACCGGAAGGCAUGUCGAGAGGAGGAGGGCAACUUCAACCUAUGUGACCUCUGCAAGCUUCGUAGUUGGCUGGACAACUACGACCUGAAUGAUGUUAAUGCUUUCAGCUUGUUUAAUGAGUUUUUGGAAAUGGUUCUUCAGUUCAGUUUCACCACUAUUUUUGUGGCUGCGUUCCCUCUGGCUCCCUUAUUGGCUCUUAUCAAUAACAUAUUUGAGAUCAGACUGGAUGCCAUCAAGAUGGUCAGCCUUGAGCGCCGCCUAGUGCCCAAAAAGACAAAUGACAUCGGUGUGUGGACUAGAAUAUUAGAAGCUGUCGGGGUGAUGGCUGUCAUUGCUAAUGGACUAGUGAUUGGGAUUUCCUCUGACUUCAUUCCCCGUCUGGUGUAUCGUUAUCAUUAUGGACCUUGUGCUACCAGCAAUAGUACAAGCAUGGACUGUAUGACAGGAUACAUCAACAACACUCUGGCAACAGCAUUCAUGUCCAAUGACAAAGUGAGAGAGGACUUCAAGGAUUUGAUAGUGAAUGGAUAUAAUAUUACGCAGUGCAGUUACAAAGACUACCGCAAUGAUGAAGACCAGAGUCUCACCUCUCAGUUUUGGCUCAUUCUGGCACUCCGCUUUGCCUUUGUUAUUCUGUUCGAGCAUGUAGUGGUGAUGUGCAAAUUUAUCGCUGCCUGGUUUAUACCUGACAGUCCCAUCAGAGUGAAGAACGACAGGCUAGACGACAAACUGAGAAGACUGAAAAAGGAACUUCAGGAAGCAAAUGCAAUCUAUAACAGCAGAUGCACUGAGGUGUGAACGAUGAAGGUUUCAAACCAGAUUCUUUUAUAUCAGAGAUUUGAAAACUUGACUUCCAUGUGCACAACAAGACUUUACACACUGAAGAUUUCUGUUUUUGACUGGGAUCAUUCUCACUUGCAUCCAUACGUGGGAUGUAUCUCUUCACUUCACUACUUUGAGAGCCAUUAUUGGAGCUUUGCUCUCUUUGCAGUUUACAGUUUUCCCUCAAGAUGAGUCAUAUUUGCUCUGCUUCAGAGGGAUGCACCAUACAUUUUUUUUGGUUGCAUCAUAAAUUGUUUCUGAGAAAUGAAAGAAAAUUUGCCUUUUGCCUGUGAAAAUGUAAAAUCAAACAGUUUAUUAGUAUGAAAAAGUCCAACAAGCCUAAAAGUAUCCAUUAAUUUUGUUGGCCAAAAAAUUAUUUUAUGAUGAUUUAUGUUGCCUAGAAGAAUAUUUUAACAGGAUAUAUUUAUAUGUUUUGGUGUUUACUUUUAAGAAGUAAGAAAUGUGUUAUGCUCUUUACAGUGCUGUCCAUGGCUUUCUAAACAACUGUCGUUCUCAUUAAAUAUAAAUAUAUUUUGAUAUUGUAUUUUUGAUACGGUCCUAUUAAUGUACUCAUUAAUUGUGUUCCAGGAAUGAAGUAAUGGGGUGAAAUAAAUGUUUAAGUUGAAAUAAAACGGUCAACAUUUUUUCCUCCAUAAAGUGUCAGUAGACAUGCAUGUCUACACUGCUGUGCUGCUUCAGACAAAGAAUGAUAACUUCUAUUGCACAAAGACAUUCCAUUAGUUACUUUUGACCAAUGUGUUUU